Molecule: messenger RNA, 1356 nt
Organism: Apis dorsata (giant honeybee)
Lineage: Eukaryota; Metazoa; Arthropoda; Insecta; Hymenoptera; Apidae
Product: ribose-phosphate pyrophosphokinase 2
Exons: 4
Coding region: 137-814 (225 amino acids)
Biological process (GO): purine nucleotide biosynthetic process; ribonucleoside monophosphate biosynthetic process; 5-phosphoribose 1-diphosphate biosynthetic process
Cellular component (GO): ribose phosphate diphosphokinase complex; cytoplasm
Molecular function (GO): magnesium ion binding; ribose phosphate diphosphokinase activity
Source: RefSeq, a predicted model, not a curated record
UAAAGUGCAAAAAAAAAUGUGGUUGCCGCAAUAAGGAAAUGGAAACUUGUUAAAGAAGAAGUUAAAUUUUUUUUGUAUCGUAUCUUCACAGGGUGGUGAUGGAGGUGACAAGACAAAUUCUAAGAAACAAAUUGUCAUGAAGUCAAACGAGUGGAAAUUCAGGAGUCGUGCACCUAUUUCAGCAAAAUUAGUAGCAAAUAUGCUAUCAGUAGCAGGAGCUGAUCAUAUUAUUACAAUGGAUUUGCAUGCUAGUCAAAUACAGGGAUUUUUUGAUAUUCCAGUUGACAAUUUAUUUGCUGAACCAGCUGUUUUAAAAUGGAUUAAAGAAAAUAUUAUAGAAUGGCGAAAUAGCAUUAUUGUUUCGCCAGAUGCUGGUGGUGCUAAAAGGGUAACAUCAAUCGCUGAUCGAUUAAAUGUUGAAUUUGCUCUUAUACAUAAAGAAAGAAAGAAGGCGAAUGAGGUGGCUAGUAUGGUAUUAGUUGGAGAUGUAAAAGACAGAGUUGCUAUUCUAGUAGAUGAUAUGGCCGACACUUGUGGGACUAUUUGUCAUGCAGCAGAAAAACUUUUAGAAGCUGGAGCAACAAAAGUAUAUGCAAUUUUAACACAUGGCAUUUUCAGUGGCCCAGCAAUUAGUAGAAUUAAUAAUGCCUGUUUUGAAGCUGUGGUAGUAACAAAUACUAUUCCUCAAGAUGGUCACAUGAAGGAUUGUCCAAAAAUACAGUGCAUUGAUGUAUCAAUGAUGUUUGCUGAGGCUGUAAGGCGGACUCACAACGGUGAAUCUGUAUCGUACCUGUUUUCAAAUGUACCGUAUUAAAUACAAAUCUUCCUGAUAAUGUACUCGUUUAAAUUAUGUAAGAAGAAUGUAAUCUUUUUACAUCCAUUUACUGUUAUUCUUAGUUUAGUUAAACUUAUUUGUCUUAGGAGUAAAUUUGGGAUAAGCACCAAUAUCCCGUUUUUAAUUUGAAAACCAUAUGUAUUUUUUUCUUUAAUAGACGUGUGUAGGAGACAUUAGAUGCAUACUAUACUCUCCAUUUUAAAAGAAAAGUAAGUUAAUAAGUAAUAGAUGCAAACAACAAGCUUCAGAGUAAAAUUUUUUAAAAAUUAAUUAAAUUUUCGCUAAAUUGCCACUUCAUAUGUAGAAUAUAUCCAUAUAGAAUAUAUAAUUAUUCUAUUCUUCUAUAAUUUAAUUUGAUUAAUUAUUACGAUAUGAAAUAACAUUAUCGUGGCAAUUAUAUGAGACUGGGGAUAAAAAGUAUUGUAAUAAAUGCAAACAGACAUUCAUACCAUAUGGCGAUAUAACUACGUCAUAAAGGCAUAUUUCAUUUUUUACUGUUACGUAUAAAAAAUUUCCAAUAU